Molecule: messenger RNA, 1008 nt
Organism: Lynx canadensis (Canada lynx)
Lineage: Eukaryota; Metazoa; Chordata; Mammalia; Carnivora; Felidae
Gene: NUDT21
Product: nudix hydrolase 21
Cellular component (GO): mRNA cleavage factor complex
Molecular function (GO): mRNA binding
Source: RefSeq, a predicted model, not a curated record
AUGUCCGUGGUGCCGCCCAAUCGCUCACAAACCGGCUGGCCCCGAGGGGUCAACCAGUUCGGCAACAAGUACAUCCAGCAGACGAAGCCCCUCACCCUGGAGCGAACCAUCAAUCUGUAAGUACCCUCUACCAAUUAUACUUUUGGUACAAAAGAGCCCCUCUAUGAGAAGGACAGCUCUGUUGCAGCCAGAUUUCAGCGCAUGAGGGAGGAAUUUGAUAAAAUUGGAAUGAGAAGGACGUUAGAAGGGGUUCUGAUUGUCCAUGAACACCGGCUACCACAUGUGUUACUGCUGCAGCUGGGCACAACUUUCUUCAAAUUACCUGGUGGUGAACUUAACCCUGGAGAAGAUGAAGUGGAAGGACUAAAACGCUUAAUGACAGAGAUACUGGGUCGUCAAGAUGGAGUCCUGCAAGACUGGGUCAUUGAUGACUGCAUUGGUAACUGGUGGAGACCAAAUUUUGAACCUCCUCAGUAUCCGUAUAUUCCUGCACAUAUUACAAAGCCUAAGGAACAUAAGAAGUUAUUUUUGGUUCAACUUCAAGAGAAAGCCUUGUUUGCAGUCCCUAAAAAUUACAAGCUUGUAGCUGCACCAUUGUUUGAAUUAUAUGACAAUGCACCAGGAUAUGGACCCAUCAUUUCCAGUCUCCCUCAGCUUCUGAGCAGGUUCAAUUUUAUAUACAACUGAAUUCCUGCACAGUGGAGAAGUAAAGAAGCCGUCUCUGUGAGCACAGCUAUAACACAUUGUAGAAUAAACAUGGUAGACAAGGUUUUUUUUGGUUUUGUUUUGUUUUGUUUUGUUUUUUAUCUCUUCCCCAAUCCCUAAAUUGCUACCUAUUUUCUGUUUGAAUAGUAAAGUUAAUAUGAAGAACUAGAUAGUGGUGUAAACAAAUGUGAUAAAGUUUAAUUUACUUUUGGUUCUACUCCUACUUUUUGUACAACAUUAAAGAGUAUGGACUUCUUUCUAUUUGUAUUUUUGUUUUUCACAUUAAACUUGGAAAAUUCUUAC